Messenger RNA from Oppia nitens, 1518 nucleotides. RefSeq names its product serine/arginine-rich splicing factor 5-like (gene B52). Bases 229 to 1203 code for a protein of 324 amino acids. The transcript is spliced from 8 exons. Lineage: Eukaryota; Metazoa; Arthropoda; Arachnida; Sarcoptiformes; Oppiidae. The record is from RefSeq and is a predicted model, not a curated record. Gene Ontology annotation, molecular function: mRNA binding. Gene Ontology annotation, biological process: alternative mRNA splicing, via spliceosome; mRNA splice site recognition. Gene Ontology annotation, cellular component: nucleus; ribonucleoprotein complex; cytoplasm.
UAUAGUGUUUGAAAUGUUAGACAUUUUAAUAGUAGACAAACUCUUAUCAAAUAUACAUUAAUUGUAUGUUUUAUUCAAUUUUUUGUCUAAUAUUUUUUAAUAACAAAUUUAAUUGUAUUUAAAUGAAUCAUUUGAUUCAAUAAUAUAUUAAUAUAUAAGUAUUAAACUGUAAAUCAUUUAACAUAUCUAUCGCUUGAAACAAAACAUUCAAUUCAAAUUUGACCAGUAAUGGGAACCCGAGUAUAUAUCGGUCGUAUCAGUUAUGAUGUCCGCGAAAGAGAUAUCGAAAAGUUCUUUAAAGGCUACGGAAGAAUACGUGAAAUUUUAAUGAAAGAUGGAUUCGCUUUUGUUGAGUUUGAUGACCACAGAGACGCUGACGAUGCUGUCUAUGAACUCAAUGGCAAAGAAUUGUUGGGCGAGAGAGUGCAUGUAGAGUUCGCUAGAGGUCCAUCACGAGGUCGGGCACGAUUCAGGCCAUACGGAGGAUCAUCCAGAGGUGGAGGAAGAGAUGGAGGAGGAGGAGGUGGUGGUGGCGGCGGCGGCGGAGGGUAUUAUAGUAGUCGUGGUGACCGACCUUCUGGCGGACUUACUUAUGCUGAAAAAUAUGGUCCUCCGAGGAACACUGAGUACCGGGUGAUCGUCGAGAACUUGAGCUCAAGAGUCAGUUGGCAGGACCUCAAAGACUUCAUGAGACAGGCCGGAGAAGUGACGUAUGCGGACGCACACAAACGUGAGCGCAAUAUGGGUAUUGUAGAUUUUGCCUCAUAUACUGAUAUGAAGAAUGCUUUGGACAAAUUGGAUGGAACUGAUCUUCAUGGAAGACGUAUCAAAAUGGUUGAAGAUAAGACACGACGCCGAAGUAGGUCGAGGUCUCGAUCCCGUUCGAGGUCACGAUCGAGAUCACGUCGCAGCUCAAAGUCUAGGAGUCGCAGCAGAUCUCGAUCUCGUGCUUCGAGAAGUCGCUCGAAAUCGAAGUCAAAAUCCCGUUCGAAGUCUCGCUCUAAGUCGCCUAAGCGUAACAAUAAGGACAGUAAAUCGCGUUCACGAAGUAGGAGUAAGUCGCCUAAUGGACGUCGCACUCGGAGCCGAUCAGUGAGCAGAGACCGCUCUAAGUCGAAGUCUCGCUCCCGUUCACAUUCACGAUCGCCGUCGGCUGAGAAAAAUGACCGCUCGCCAGACCGAUCGGAAAAUGGAGAAACUUAAUAAUAAAAAUCUAUUGACUUAUAGUCUGUUUACUACAAAAAACAAUUUUCGACACUAAAAUACAAAUUUCAUUUCACAUUAUUUUUAAGUAAUUUGUUUUUAGACGUAAUCCAUAACUUGUAAUUGAGUAUAAAUAUAUACAUAACUAUAUGAAUACAUUUUAACCGAUAUAACCCAAUAUUAAAUUAUCUACUAAACUAUUUAGCCAUUUAAGCAAUGAUUUCGACAAAUUUAUGUUUAAGACAUAAUAUACUUUGAAAUGUAUUAAAAUUGCAUUUUUUUCAAUACAAAUAUAAGAUUCAUCACUACAUUCAA